Molecule: messenger RNA, 597 nt
Organism: Lactuca saligna
Lineage: Eukaryota; Viridiplantae; Streptophyta; Magnoliopsida; Asterales; Asteraceae
Source: the annotation of a GenBank genome assembly
AUGGAGCUAUAUCAGAGACACAAUUACAGAGCCCUAAUGGAAGUGAAAAAUGUCAAGGUUCAUGUCUAUAGGCAUCUCCUAAUGGAGGCCAAAAGAUUGAAAUUAGCAAACAUAUUUUUUUGUAACAAAGCUGUGAAUAUGAAAAACAUUGUUGCUGUUGGAUUUGAUAUGGAUUAUACACUUGCACAAUACAAUCCUAAAACUUUUGAGUCCCUUGCAUAUAAUGGCACAGUGAAAAAGUUAGUCACUAACUUGGGAUACACUAAUGAGUUGCUUGAUUGGUCUUUUGAUUGGACUUACAUGGUGAGAGGAUUGGUAUUUGUUAAAAAGAGAGGAAAUAUAUUGAAGAUGGAUAGCCAUAAAUAUGUGAAAGUGGCAUAUCAGAGAUUUAGGUUAUUGUUAAAAGACAAAAAAGUUGCUACAUAUGGCAACACUUUGGUUUGUGAUGCAUUUGAUGAGCCUGAUUAUGCACUCAUUGAUACCAUUUUCUCAUUGGCUGAAGCUUAUUUAUUUGCUCAGCUUGUUGACUUUAAAGGAGUAAGUUGUGGGAACUGGAAUUCACGAUUCCAUUCCAUUGUUUGUUUGGUUGCCAAAUGA